Messenger RNA from Ceratosolen solmsi marchali, 3888 nucleotides. RefSeq names its product ATP-dependent RNA helicase pea (gene pea). The record is from RefSeq and is a predicted model, not a curated record. Gene Ontology annotation, molecular function: RNA helicase activity; ATP binding; RNA binding. Gene Ontology annotation, biological process: mRNA splicing, via spliceosome; spliceosomal complex disassembly. The transcript has 13 exons. The coding region runs from base 96 to 3833 and encodes 1245 amino acids. NCBI's taxonomy places the organism in Eukaryota, Metazoa, Arthropoda, Insecta, Hymenoptera, Agaonidae. Gene Ontology annotation, cellular component: intracellular anatomical structure; catalytic step 2 spliceosome.
UCGUUCUUUAUUAUGGCAGUUACUAUUCUAGCAUAUAAUUGACAAUAUACGUUCUUUGGAUUUGAUAAAAUAUUGUUUUACUUCGUACUUUAAAAAUGGAUGAAGUAAAUACCCUUGAACAUCUUUCACUUGUUUCUAAAAUAUGUACAGAAUUAGAAAAUCAUUUAGGUCUAAAUAAUAAAGAUUUAGCUGAAUUUAUUGUGCAUUUAUCAGAAGAGAAUAGCACAUUUGAUAGCUUUAAAAAAAUACUUAUAAAACAUGGUGCAGAAUUUUCUGAUUCUUUCAUCGCAAAUUUAUUACGAAUAAUUCUACAUAUGAAAUCAAAAAAUUCAAGAUCUAACAGUAAUUCUUCAAAGAUUAAGCAAGAUAACUUGGCUGAUAGGUUUCCAGGUUUAGCCCAACCAAACAAAAAACCUAUUUGUUUGUCAAAUAAUAAUAUUGAUGAACAUAAGAACCAAUUUGAGGUUAAAGAUAUUUGUAUGACAAGUAGUAAUGAAUGUAGAAUUAAUGAUAAAAUUAUUGACAAAAUGUAUUAUGAAAUAGGAAAGAUUCAAAAUAAAUAUGAAAAUAAAGAUAAAAAAAAAACAACAGUUGUGCAUACAUGUUCAAAGCAAGGUAAAAAUCAAGAUAUCCAUAAAGAACAAAUAAGAAAAGUGAGUCUAUGUGAUUUUGAUGAUAGAGAAAAAAUACAUAUUAAAGAUAAAAAUAAACAAAGAAAAAGUUUAAUAGAUUUAUCUAAAACCCAAGAUAAGAAUAUGACGAUAGACAUAAAUAGAGAUAGAAGAGCUAAUAAAAGAAUUAAAUCAAUUGAAAGAUCAACAAAUAGAUCAAGCUCAUGGAAAAGGAACAACACAUUAUAUACUAGUUCACGCAUAAGAGAACCUUACAAAUAUAGUAAUAAAUAUAAAUUUCAAUCGAGAUCACGCUCAUUUUCUAAAUCAAGAUCUAGUUCAUUAGAAGACUUAGCAGUUGAACUAGAAAUUGGCAAAAUUUAUAAUGGCAAAGUUGCAAAUAUAGUACCUUUUGGUUGUUUUAUUCAGUUAGAGGGACUUCGUCGACGCUGGGAAGGUUUAGUACAUAUUUCUCAAUUACGAAGAGAAGGAAGAGUCGCUAGUGCUAGUGAUGUUGUUAUACGUGGUCAGAAAGUUUUAGUAAAAGUUCUUAGUAUUAUUGGUCAAAAGGUAUCACUAAGCAUGAAAGAUGUUGAUCAAAAAAAUGGACGAGAUUUAAAUCCUAUUAUAGCAUCAAUUAAAUCAGAGGAUGACGAACAAUUUUUACGUAAUCCAGAUCGACCAACAUCACUUCUUGAAUAUCAAAGUAACAUUGAUGAAGAUGAAACAUGCUCUAGAAAAAGAGUACAAAGAUUAUCGUCUCCAGAAAAAUGGGAAAUCAAGCAAAUGUUAGCAGCAUCAUGUAUUGAACGAAGUGAAUUACCUGAAUUUGAUACUGAAACUGGUAUUUUGCCCCGAGAAGAUAAUGAAGAAGAAGAUGUUGAAAUUGAAUUAGUUGAAGAAGAACCUCCCUUUCUUAAUGGACAUGGUAGAGCUUUAGGUGACUUAAGCCCUGUUAGAAUUGUAAAAAAUCCUGAUGGUUCACUUGCUCAAGCAGCAAUGAUGCAGAGUGCACUUGCUAAAGAACGCCGUGAGCAAAAAAUGCUUCAAAGAGAACAAGAAAUGGAUUCUCUUCCAACUGGUCAAAAUAAAAGUUGGAUCGAUCCACUUCCUGAGGAAAAUUAUAAAUCGACAUCAAAUAUGCGUGGAAUUGGCCUUCAAAUGCAAGAUUUACCAGAAUGGAAAAAACAUGUAAUAGGUGGUAAAAAAAGUAGUUUUGGAAAGAAAACUAAUCUUACUUUAGUAGAACAACGUCAAAGUUUACCAAUUUAUAAAUUACGAGACGACCUUAUAAAAGCUGUAACAGAUAAUCAAAUUUUAAUUGUAAUUGGAGAAACUGGCUCUGGUAAAACAACACAAAUUACACAAUAUUUAUCAGAAUCAAAUUUUACUGCAAGAGGAAAAAUUGGUUGCACGCAACCAAGACGAGUCGCUGCUAUGUCUGUAGCAAACAGAGUAGCUGAAGAAUUCGGAUGUCGACUGGGUCAAGAAGUCGGUUACACUAUUAGGUUCGAAGACUGCACUGGUCCUGAAACUAUUAUUAAGUAUAUGACAGAUGGCAUGUUACUAAGAGAAUGCUUGAUGGAUUUCGAUUUAAAAACCUAUUCCGUUAUUAUGCUCGAUGAAGCUCAUGAGCGUACCAUUCACACUGAUGUAUUAUUUGGACUGUUAAAACAAGCGGUAGGAAGAAGACCAGAAUUAAAAUUAAUCGUAACUAGUGCAACAUUAGAUGCAGUAAAAUUUUCGCAAUAUUUUUUCGAAGCUCCAAUAUUCACAAUACCUGGUCGAACAUUUGAAGUUGAGGUAAUGUACACAAAGGAGCCUGAAACAGAUUAUUUAGAUGCUGCACUUAUAACAGUAAUGCAAAUUCACCUUCGAGAACCACCUGGUGAUAUAUUAUUAUUUCUUACUGGACAGGAGGAAAUUGAUACAGCGUGUGAAAUUCUUUAUGAGCGUAUGAAAUCACUUGGACCUGAUGUACCAGAAUUAAUAAUCCUUCCAGUUUACUCAGCUUUACCAUCAGAAAUGCAAACAAGAAUUUUUGAACCAGCACCACCAGGAUCACGCAAAGUGGUUAUUGCAACAAACAUUGCGGAAACAAGUUUGACAAUUGAUGGUAUCUAUUAUGUAGUUGAUCCAGGAUUUGUUAAGCAAAAGGUUUAUAAUUCGAAAACUGGAAUGGAUAGUCUUAUUGUUACUCCUAUUAGCCAGGCAGCAGCUAAACAAAGAGCUGGACGUGCUGGUAGAACUGGACCUGGUAAAUGCUAUAGAUUAUAUACGGAAAGAGCAUACAGAGAUGAGAUGCUGCCAACACCAGUUCCAGAAAUCCAACGUACAAAUUUAGCAACAACUGUGCUACAAUUAAAAACAAUGGGUAUUAAUGACUUGUUACACUUUGAUUUUAUGGAUGCCCCACCUGUUGAAUCUCUUAUAAUGGCUUUAGAAUCAUUACAUAGCCUUAGUGCUCUUGAUGAUGAAGGUCUUUUAACUCGUCUUGGUAGGAGAAUGGCUGAGUUCCCCUUAGAACCAAAUUUAUCCAAAAUGCUUAUUAUGAGUGUUCAUUUACAAUGUUCUGAUGAAAUUUUAACAAUAGUCAGUAUGUUAUCCGUUCAAAAUGUUUUUUAUAGACCAAAAGAUAAGCAAUCUUUAGCUGAUCAAAAAAAGGCUAAAUUUAAUCAAGCAGAAGGUGAUCAUUUAACAUUACUUGCUGUUUACAAUUCAUGGAGAAAUAAUAAAUUUAGUAAUGCUUGGUGCUAUGAAAAUUUUGUACAAAUACGAACUCUUAAAAGAGCCCAAGAUGUUCGUAAACAGUUAUUGGGUAUUAUGGAUAGACACAAACUUGCAGGAAAAAAUAUUGUUCGAAUACAAAAAGCUGUAUGUUCUGGUUUUUUUAGAAAUGCUGCUAAAAAAGAUCCACAAGAAGGAUAUCGUACUCUUGUUGAUAGUCAAGUUGUAUAUAUUCAUCCAAGUAGCGCUCUUUUUAAUAGACAACCUGAAUGGGUAAUAUACCAUGAAUUAGUACAAACAACAAAAGAAUAUAUGAGAGAGGUGACAACAAUUGAUCCAAAAUGGCUUGUUGAAUUCGCACCAGCAUUUUUUAAAUUUAGUGAUCCUACAAAAUUAAGUAAAUUUAAAAAAAAUCAACGACUUGAGCCACUAUAUAAUAAAUAUGAAGAACCAAAUGCUUGGAGAAUUUCUCGUGUUAGAAGACGCAGAAAUUAAAAUUUAUUAGACAAUUUUAUAUAUAAUUAAUUAAAUUAACAUAAAUUAUAAUAAA